CACAUCCGUCCCCGCCCUUUGCACAUGGGGGGGGAGAGCAAGGAGAAAAAGCUAUUCUAUCUUCAAGCCUCCCCGUCUGUUUCUUUGUUGUGCAAAAGAGUGCCUGACGCAGCUCGGGCCCAACUUGCGGCGGCAGUGAUGAACCCGAGCGCCGCGACCGGCCAGCCCUUCUCCAGCCCCGUGCAAUUUCCAGGAGGCACCACUGUCCUAGUGGAGCUCGCUCCAGAUAUUCACAUCUGUGGUCUGUGCAAGCAGCAGUUCAAUAACCUAGAUGCGUUUGUUGGUCACAAAAGAAGUGGCUGUCAACUGUCCGGAGCAACAACAGGGACCACCAGUACAGUACAGUUUGUGGCAGAAGAAACCGUGCCAGCAACCCAGACCCAAACCACGACAAGAACAAUCACUUCAGAGACCCAAACCAUCACAGUUUCUGCACCGGAGUUUGUUUUUGAGCAUGGCUACCAAACCUACCUACCUGGUGAGAGCAGCGAGCCUCAACCUGCUGCUGUUGUCACCACUCCACCAAAACCUCGUAGCAGAAAAUCCACCACGUCAGUGGCGCAAAAGAAACUUAACUGCUGCUAUCCAGGCUGCCAAUUCAAGACAUCUUAUGGCAUGAAAGACAUGGAACGGCAUUUAAGAACGCACACAGGUGACAAGCCCCAUAAAUGCGAAGUUUGCGGUAAGAGCUUCAGUCGCAAAGACAAGCUGAAAAUGCACAUGCGAUCCCACAGUGGAGUGAAACCUUACAAGUGUAAACAGUGUGACUAUGCGGCUGCCGAAAGCAGCAGCCUGAACAAGCACCAGCGCAUCCAUUCAAAUGAGCGCCCUUUUAAAUGCCAGAUCUGCCCUUAUGCAAGUCGAAACUCCAGCCAGCUCACCGUACAUCUCAGGUCUCAUACAGGAGAUGCUCCCUUCCAAUGUCGCCUUUGCAGUGCCAAGUUUAAAAUCAACUCAGAUUUGAAGAGGCACAUGCGAGUGCACACUGGGGAGAAGCCCUACAAAUGUGAAUUCUGCGACGUGCGUUGCGCCAUGAAGGGCAACUUGAAGUCGCACAUCCGCAUCAAGCAUAGUAUGGAAAAUGCCUUCAGAUGCCUGGAGUGCGAGUUCCAGUGUGGGAACAAGACGAGCCUCCGGCAGCACUUGCGUACUCACCAGCCCGAGCAGCCAGUGAAAUGCUCAGAGUGCAACUAUUCGUGUUCCAACAAGGCAACCCUCAAGGUGCACGAGAGGAUCCACUUUAAGGAUCGGCCUUUCAAGUGCGAGUUCUGCACCUUUGAUACCAAGCAACGGAGCAACCUCACCACGCACAUGAAAAAAGUGCACGGGGACAAGGUCAAGGUCAAGAAGAAAGCCACCGAGAAGAUGGAAGGAGACCGGCCAAAGGAAGGCGGCUCCAGGCAAGUCGCCAAACUGGAGGCCAAGAAGGCCUUCAAGUGUGAUCUCUGUGAGGCCUCGUUUGUCCGAGAGGAUUCCCUGAGGAGCCAUAAGAGGCAGCAUGUUGAGUAUAAUGGGGUGAAAAAUACCAAGCUGGCUGUUUUGCAGUUCCAAGUGGACCCCACUAGGCAGGCUGGCACACCUAUUACAGUCAGUCAUCUCCAAGUGCCACUGCAGGCUUCAUCUUACGGUGAAGGGCAGGUCAAGAUAAUUGUCGGACACCAAAUGCCUCAGGCUGGCGGCCUGGUGCAAGCGGCUUCCGUAAACAUUGUUCCUCCAACCUUAAUAAGCCAGAACCAAGACGAUCUGUCUGGCAAUGGCCAGUUGCAAAUACUACAGCAGGUGAGUUUGCUUGCUCCUCCUCUUCCCUCAGGGUCUCAGGCAGACAGCAUUUCGGUAGGCCAGCCUGCGGUGCUCCUCACAACCCACAAUCAAGCUGAGGGAAGCUCCCCAAACCAGACUCUAAUUCCUGCCAUUCCAGUGGGCAGCCACGAAGUCUCGGCUGGCCAGGCUUUCAUCAAUGGUGCCGGGAUCAGCUGCUCGGAUUUGGAAGGACUCAAUGCUUUGAUUCAAGAAGGGGCAGGGGAAGUCACAGUGGUGAGUGACGAGGACCAGAGUGUCACUGUGUCGACUUCGGUGCCCCCUCCACCCAUCUUUUCUUCCCCUUCUCACCCCGAUGUGCCGAAGCAACCCUACUCCGUUAUCCAAAGUGGAGCUCAUGCAAGUUUGCUGUGUCCAGCAGACUCUAUACCGGAUUAAUCCAGAAAAAGCUAUUUGUUUCCGCACUUCAAAUUCAGCUCUGGAAUAUGUUCCAGAUUAGGCUGACAAGUGUAGCAGGUGAAGCAAUCCCAGUUGCCAUAAUGCAAGUUCAUUUCUAUGCUCCAGGGGUAGCCAACAUUGUGCCCUCCAGCUGUUGUUGGGCUACAGCCCCCAUCAUCCAUGACCGUGGGCCAUGCUAGCUGGGACUGAUGGGGACUAUAGUCCAACAACAGCUGCUGUGUUGGCUACACCUGCAGUCCAUGCCUUAUUGGAAAUAGGCUCCUCCUCAUAGAGCAUAACAUGCAUGUGUACCAAGUCCAGUGAUAAUUAUGCUUUUGAGGCCAGACAGUCAGUAGAGCGUGAGAUGCUAUACAUGAGUGCCAUUUUUGGUCUGUAGGCUCAUUACACAUGGGGCUCUUCUGCUACCCUUUCCUGCUCUAGACCCCUUGUUUGGUCUGUGACAAUAUUUCAUAGCCACUAGGCGGUAAAUGUUGUCUCUUCUGCACUUCGUGCCCAGUUUGAAAGUUACAGCCUCAAAAGACGUAUCCUACGGAAGAGGUUACAUGGAAAACACCUUCAAGCUUUUACAUGAGUUCUAGCCAUGAUGUACAUUAUCUAAUGAGUUCCAAGGAAGAGCAUUUUGGUUUUUUCUUCCUUUCUCCUGCAUUGGCUUUCAUUUUCCAGAGUUUCCAAAUCAUGUUGAAAGUAAUUAUUAAUCUAUUUUGAAAUAAUGGCAUGACCUUAGAUUAUAAUCCUGUGCCGGAUUGUACUGCGCUGUAAUCCUGUACUAGGCUGAGCAGAGACUUCAAUAAAAUGAAAUAAAGAGUAGCUGGAUAAGUAUAAGGUUGUUAGGGUCCUAAAAGUGGGUUUGAAGGAGUGGGUUUUGCUCCUGCAUCUUUGACAUGCAGUAAUUAAGCUGAGAAUGGAAAUAAACAGAGGAGGCUGGUCCAUUAGGGUAAAUAUUUAUUUAUUUAUUUAUUAUAGUUGUGUACCACCCCAUAGCCGAAGCUCUCUGGGCGGUUUACAGUAACGAAAAACAAAUACAAUUUAAAAUACAUCUUUUAAAAAACAAUUUAAAACACUAUUUAAAAAUUUAAAACAAUAUAAACACAUGCUAAAAUGCCCAGGAGAAGAGGAAAGUCUUGACCUGGCGCGGAAAAGAUAACAGUGUUGGCGCCAGGCGCACCUCGCCACACAGAUCAUUCCAUAAUUUGGGGGCCACCACUAAGAAGGCCCUCUCCCUUGUUGCCAUUCUCUGAGCUUCCCUUGGAGUAGGCACCCAGAGGAGGGCCUUUGAUCUUGAACGUAGUGUACGGGUGGGUUCGUAUGGGGAGAAGCGUUCCAUCAGGUAUUGUGGUCCCAAGCCGUGUAAGGCUUUAUAGGUCAAAACCAGCACCUUGAAUCGAGCUCGGAAACAUAAAUGGAGCACUGUCCCACCAACUUUGGUCUGCAGUCAGCCAGCCCCUGCCUUCUUACCUGCAUCCAGUCCAGGGUGUGGCACUUGCUGUCAGCUUCCUGGAGGCUGGUCCAUUAGGACAAAUGGGCACCACCUUUCACCUUUAAUCUACUCUCCUGCCUGUCAUUUUACAUAAACGUAGCCCAGGAGUGGCACUGCCAGUCAGCUUCCUUCUCCCUUAGUCUCAUUGUGUCCGUCAUAGAACUCAGGAGGGGGGAGAACGGGGGCAAAACUAGCAUUAGUUGGCUUUGGCUCCAUCUACGGUUGGCUCCAUCUGCUGUUGGCCUCUCUGCCCUAUCAGUCCCUAUGGGCACCAGCCUCUACUGCAAAUAAGCAGUAAGAAAAACCUCCCUUGGUCCUGUUGAAAGUAUAGGAGUAGGCAGGGCUGUGGAGUCGAUACUCCAGACCUUUGACUCCGACUCCUCUAUUUUUCUACUGUUCGACUCCGACUUCU
Rhineura floridana is the source of this 4106-nucleotide messenger RNA. RefSeq names its product ZFP64 zinc finger protein (gene ZFP64). Bases 25 to 2196 code for a protein of 723 amino acids. The record is from RefSeq and is a predicted model, not a curated record. The transcript has 6 exons. NCBI's taxonomy places the organism in Eukaryota, Metazoa, Chordata, Lepidosauria, Squamata, Rhineuridae. Gene Ontology annotation, biological process: regulation of gene expression. Gene Ontology annotation, cellular component: nucleus.